Cuscuta epithymum is the source of this 785-nucleotide messenger RNA. NCBI's taxonomy places the organism in Eukaryota, Viridiplantae, Streptophyta, Magnoliopsida, Solanales, Convolvulaceae. The record is from the annotation of a GenBank genome assembly.
AUUACCGGAGCCACACGUUCCAGACACCGCACCACCGGAAUCAAUCUCGCAAUCUAAACUCUAAACAUAUUCUUUGAUCCUCUAGUCGCUCUAAUGGCUCGUACAAAGCAGACCGCUCGUAAGUCGACCGGUGGAAAGGCUCCCCGGAAGCAGUUGGCCACCAAAGCCGCCAGGAAAUCCGCUCCGGCAACCGGAGGAGUGAAGAAGCCCCACCGUUUCCGCCCAGGAACUGUUGCUCUGAGGGAGAUCCGGAAGUACCAGAAAUCUACAGAGCUUUUGAUUCGAAAGCUCCCAUUCCAGAGGCUUGUUCGGGAAAUCGCUCAGGAUUUCAAGACGGAUCUGAGGUUCCAGAGCAGCGCUGUGUCGGCUCUCCAGGAGGCGGCCGAGGCUUACCUUGUUGGACUCUUCGAGGACACGAACCUUUGCGCCAUUCAUGCUAAGAGGGUCACCAUUAUGCCUAAGGAUAUGCAGCUGGCGAGGAGGAUUCGCGGAGAGAGGGCCUAAUCCUGAGCUUUGAAGUCUAUUUUAAUUUUGAUUUCUGAUUUCUGUAAUUUUAUGAACUGCUAGGGUUUUGCUAUGUUUUGUUGCUUGGUUUGCAAGGUGGUAGUAAAAAAUUUAUGUAAAUCUUGCUGUUUACUGGUAAUCAUCCACCAAGGUAGUGUCUGUUUGGAAUCUAAUUUGACUAAGCAAUGCAAUUUGCCUUUCAGUUUGGUCUACAUUUCUUUACCAGUGAUUGUAGAUCCUAAUUGUGCUUACACAAUGAUUAGGCAAUGGUUGGAAUUUCC